Messenger RNA from Thlaspi arvense, 481 nucleotides. The record is from the annotation of a GenBank genome assembly. NCBI's taxonomy places the organism in Eukaryota, Viridiplantae, Streptophyta, Magnoliopsida, Brassicales, Brassicaceae.
GGAUGCUGCGAUUAAAUACUCGAAGCAUGUCAUGGACUUUGGAGAAAAGCUAUUCCAACUUCUAUCAGAAGCUUUAGGUUUAGACUCUGAGAUGCUUAAGAAGUUGGAUUGUCUUAAGGGUUUGUUUAUGAUAUGCCAUGACUACCCACCUUGUCCACAACCUGACCUGACUUUGGGCAUAAGUAAGCAUACGAAUAACUCUUUCCUCACGAUUCUUCUUCAAGACCAAAUCGGUGGUCUUCAAGUUCUUCAUCAAGAUUAUUGGGUCGUUCUGAUAACGAAUGAUAAGUUCUCUAGCCUGGAGCAUAGAGUAUGUGCGAACAUAGAUGGACAGAAGAUUUUGAUUGCCUCGAGUUUGUUUCUGAAUUCCACUGUUUAUGGACCGAUCAAAGAGCUCUCGUCUGAUGAAAACCCUCCCAAGUAUAAAGACAUCACUAUACCCGAGUAUAUUGAAGGGUACCUUGCGAGCGGCUUCGAUGGG